GGCUUUAUUUUGGUAUGUGUACAUUCAUGUGCAAGAAUACAGGUUACUGCCGCUACUGAAGGUCUCAAACACUCAAAAAUACAGAUGUUGAACAGACUACAUCUGGUUUCCUCAAAGAUUUCUCUAUACUCUCUUUCUCACAUCAUGAUGCUGCUACCACUAUGCUUAACGGUGGAGAUGAUGUUUUUGUGAUAAUCUGCAGUGUUGGUCUAGUCUGGUCCGAUAGCCAAGACUAGACCAACACUGGUCAGUCUCAUCAAACCAAAGAACCAUCUUCAAGUUGUCUUCAGAGUCUCCCACAUGUCUUCUGCUGAACUCUAGUUAAGAUUUAAAAUGAGAUUUCUUUCUUUUUCACGCUUCUAUAAAGUUGAGUCAUUUUCUGGACAUCUCAGCCACUGAGAACAUUUUUCAAUGCUUGCAAGAACAUUUAUAGGCAUAUUUUCUUGGUUAUAGCAAAAGAAAACCUUUUACAAGUACAACUUGAGCUGUUUUUCAUUGAGAACAUAAUGAAAAGGAUAAUUAAUCAGUAUGUGGAUGUUGUUUCGGAUUCUGAGUUUAAGGUCACAGUCUUAUUUACUGGUAACCUUAAGAUAUGAAGUGUGUUUUGUUUAGUAUUCAAAUGACACAGCUCGUGUACACAGCCGCACAUGCAGGAAUUAAUGGAGAAGAAUUCCAACAACAUCCAUAUGAGGCUCUGAAUGAUUCAUCAUUUCCUCUCCUGUGAAUUGCAAGCCACUUCCAAGAAGUUCAUUUUCUUUGCAUUCUGUGCGGAAAUUAUUCAUUACAGAGCUCUCGGUGCUGGUGAGGAUGGAGUUCAUCAGCCGCAGAUUGCUUUUCAGCAGUUCCUUCGAACAGUAAAAUGUCUGAACAGCUGGCGGCUCACAGCGCACCGCCUGGCGACAGCUCUGCAGGCUGAUAAGUGCUCUGAGAGGAGUACAAGACUCUCAGUCAAGGCUGAGGCUCACCAUGUACCCUGAGCAGCCCAGAGAGCCGUAAAGUUAAAUUAAAGAAACACCGUCCCGGUGAUCUAGAGCAUUAAUAACUCCGUUUAUGUUACACUUUUAUGCGCCUUGGUGCGAUCAGGCGCGCAACAGACGGAGAGCGCACAUGGAAGAACAUUUGUCCGUUUGAGUCACUGACCGAGAAGUAAGUGAGGAAAAGUUCACCCAGCGACAGGAGAGGGACAGAGGGGCUGCGAUGUCGACUUCUUCCGGUCCCGGUCAGGUCAACUCACGGAGGUCCUCCGGUGUGGCACGUGGAAAGAGACCGCCGGAUUUGGAGCUGUCGGAAACCACCUUCAGCGCGCCUGAACCGGGGACACCUGUGGACGCGUUUUCAGACAGAGACAGGAUGCCAGAGGACGGUAACUCUCCCCCCGGUGCCCCCCCGGUGCACCUCCACCCCUACUUAUCUCACCCCCGCAUGUCGGUGCGGAUGUCGGUGUACAGCACCGGGGUCCGUCCGGUGCUCACCCGCGCCUACAUCCAAGGACGCGUGUACAACUUUCUGGAGAGGCCGUCUGGCUGGAAAUGCUUCGUGUACCACUUCACAGUGUUCCUCAUCGUUCUGGCCUGUCUGAUCCUCAGCGUCCUCUCCACCAUCAGUCAGUACCAGGCUCUGGCUCACACGACUCUCUUCUGGGUGGAGAUCGUCCUUGUGGUGUUCUUCGGGGUGGAAUAUUUUGUUCGCCUUUGGUCAGCAGGCUGCCGCAGCAAAUACGUCGGCAUCUGGGGCCGGCUGCGCUUUGCCAGGAAGCCAAUAUCUAUUAUAGAUCUGAUUGUAGUUGUUGCCUCAAUAGUUGUGCUGUCGGUGGGAUCCAAAGGUCAGGUCUUUGCCACCUCUGCUGUAAGAGGGAUUCGCUUCCUGCAGAUCCUUCGUAUGCUGCACGUCGACCGGCAGGGAGGAACCUGGCGUCUCCUGGGCUCCGUCGUCUUCAUCCAUCGGCAGGAGCUGAUCACCACCUUGUACAUCGGCUUCCUGAGCCUCAUCUUCUCCUCGUACUUCGUCUACCUGGCAGAGAAAGACGCCGUCGACAGCAGCGGCUCGACCGAGUUUGAAAACUAUGCAGACGCUCUGUGGUGGGGAGUGGUGACGGUGACUACGAUUGGCUACGGAGACAAAGUGCCUCAAACCUGGAUCGGAAAGACCAUUGCAUCAUGUUUCUCCGUCUUUGCCAUUUCAUUCUUUGCCCUUCCUGCAGGAAUCCUGGGCUCCGGCUUCGCCCUGAAGGUGCAGCAGAAGCAGCGGCAGAAACACUUCAACAGACAGAUCCCUGCAGCCGCCUGUCUCAUUCAGGUAGAAAUACUCACACAGAGGCUCGGUGCAGCCGGGGGAUUGAACGUCUCGCGGCCCCGGCUCUUAUUGUGGAGUCCAUCCUUUCAUACGUCGUGGAGAUGCUUUGCAGUGGAGAACUUUGAUUCCGCCACAUUCAAGAUGUUUUUGAGAAAGAGAUCCAACCUCCCUGCCUCCUCUCUGUCCUCCCCGAAGCCCAAGAAAUCGGUGAAGAUAAAGAGGAAGUUGAAAAGCAGUGACAAGGACAACGGUCCGACUUCUCCCACCAUCCCCAGCAUCACCUACGACUCGGUGUUUGACAGUGGAAGGGAGCUGAGUUCAGACGUCUACAGCACCGUGGGCACAGCUGGAUUCAAGGCUCUGGGAGGAUGUGAUCGCCAGCAGUCCUGGACGUCUUUGUCUUCCCUUCAGUUCAGCUCGCCGCCUCCAGUGAAAAGAAACCCCGGACUCCUGGAGGUUCAGUCCCAGAACGCCCUGCGGAGGAACUGCAGCUUCGCCGACGACCUGGAGAUGGAGUCGGAGCGCGACAGCGAGCUGCAUCCUGCCUCCUCGGUGUCACAGUUGACAGAGUCACAUCGAAAAGCCAUCCGUGUGAUCCAGAGAAUGCGUUAUUUCGUGGCGAAGAGAAAUUUUCAGCAAGCUCGUAAGCCGUACGACGUGCGAGACGUGAUCGAACAAUACUCCCAGGGUCACCUCAACCUCAUGGUGCGGAUCAAGGAGCUCCAGAGAAGACUGGACCAGUCUUUAGGGAAGAUAACGUUGUUCCAGACGGGUUCAGACCGGGCCAAAGACAAAGGCACCAACUCCAUCGGAUCCAGACUCCACAGGAUGGAGGACAAGAUCACCCACAUGGAGCAGAGUCUGAACCGCAUCGCCGAGUCCCUGGCCUUCCUGCUGGACCAGAGGGACGCCGGUGGAGACGAAGGCCGGCUGAGGCCGCGGCUUGGACGGACGUCGACCGUCCUCCCCAGCCAGGACAGCCUGCCAAGCUACGACCAGCUGUCUUCGUCACCUUCGUCCUUCUCGUCCAACGCCGCCAGCACCGCGCUCAGCCCCAACCCUCCCCUCAGCGCCGCCGCCAGUCAGGAGGAGAGCUGCUGAGACCUGAAACCAAACAGCCUCCAACUUCUACUUUCCCUCAUCAGACACAUUCAGAUUUAACAGUUUCAUCAGCCAUCCAUCUGAGCAGACCUGCGGAGAUCUUUUUAUGAUAUUUAUGUGGAAUGUAGAGCAUGUGGGACGUAUGGAUGUAUCUGAAACUAUUUGAAAUCCCUUAGAGAUUGUGCUCCUCUUAGAUUCUUUGUUGAGUAAUAUGCUUGAAUAUUCUUCAGGUUAAUGCCGGAAACACUGCAAACACAACCUGUACUGUGAUUCUAUAUCCUAUAUUAUUUAAAAAAUGAUAGGAAUUGUUAUUAUCUUAGACAAAGGGGCCUUAAAUUUGAAUAUUUCACUUGAAGAGUUCAAUCAAAUGCUGUUAUCACUGUUCUAGUUUUGUUUCACUUUUCUUAAAUGUUUUGAAAAAAGUUCUUAUACAGGAAUAAAAGAUUGUAGUAAUUAUUA
Molecule: messenger RNA, 3852 nt
Organism: Acanthochromis polyacanthus (spiny chromis)
Lineage: Eukaryota; Metazoa; Chordata; Actinopteri; Pomacentridae
Gene: kcnq1.1
Product: potassium voltage-gated channel, KQT-like subfamily, member 1.1
Exons: 18
Coding region: 1198-3393 (731 amino acids)
Biological process (GO): potassium ion transport; transmembrane transport
Cellular component (GO): membrane
Molecular function (GO): voltage-gated potassium channel activity
Source: RefSeq, a predicted model, not a curated record